UUCUUUCUUUCUUUGAGGUGCUUUAGUCACUUUUGUAAACUUAAAUCAUGAGUAUCCAUUGCCUCCAAAAUGUAGGAAUUCACGCGGGUUUUGUGCAACAUGUCUGGCGUUGAAAGGCAGAAACAGCCGCCAACCACGGCAUCUGCACCUUUUCCCCGUGUCCCAUUUAGUAUCAUCUUCUCCGAUUUCAUGCCCACCGCCACCGCCACCAUCUGGCUUCCGGUUUGUGCACCUUUUUUCCUUCCCAAUACUCGCUGUGGGCCCUGUCCAUCUCUUUCUUCCUUUGCCAGCAUUUUCUGCUGGAGAUGAAUCAAGAGCCAGUCUUUCUCCUCAACGUUGCUCUUUGAGGUUGAUGAAGAAGAAAUUUAUUGGGGCAGCCAGAAGCAUGGUGGGGACUCAGGGUGGUCAGAUAAUUAUGCUCACGUGAUAUCACAUCUAGCCCAGUGUUUUACUAAUGCUAUGUCUGGACCACGAACAUGGAUUGGAGGAAUUCUCAGCCGCUCAAGCAAUAAACGGUAUGGAAGUGACAAACUUAUCGACUAUACUCUGACCCCUGAACAGGAGGAGAGACUUCACAAGCUACAAGAAAGAUUAGGAGUACCUUUUGACGAGUUUCGGCCGGAUCAUCGAGAAGCACUUUUAUCUUUAUGGAAUUUGUCAUUUCCAGACGUUAAGCUCAAAGGACUGAUCUCUGAGCAAUGGAAGGAUAUGGGUUGGCAAGGAUCUAACCCAUCAACUGAUUUCAGGGGUUGCGGUUUUCUUUCACUCGAGAAUUUACUAUAUUUUGCAAGAAAUUAUGCGGUUACUUUUGAAGCAAGUUGGAGACCGCGCAACAUGGGAGUACCCAUUUGCAGUUGCUGGGAUUAAUGUUUCAUUUAUGUUGAUUCAAAUGCUGGACUUAUGUUCAGCGAAACCUAGAUGCCUUCCAGGAAUCAAUUUUGUAAAACUAUUAGCAGAAGAUGAGGAUGCAUUUGAUGUGCUUUACUGUAUAGCAUUUGCAAUGAUGGAUGCGCAAUGGCUGGCUAUGCACGCUUCAUAUAUGGAGUUCAAUGAUGUUUUACAAGUAACAAGGCUGCAAUUGGAGAGAGAAUUGUCUUUAGAAGACAUAAACAGGGUGACUGAUCUGCCAGCCUACAACCUUGUAUAGUUUCCUCUCCCGUCCGUAUGCUUGAGGAACAAAGUCAUCAGUCUCAUAUUUCAGCUGGGAGAUUGCGUUCUUACUGCUUUAGGAUUUAGGAAUAAGAAAGCAGUAGACUGUUUAAUGCUGCAAGUAUAUAGAAGAUGAAGGGGAUGGAUUUAGGCUCCACAAAUAUUGAGCUUUCAUCAGCAGGCAUUAUAUUUAUAUUUGUAUGUUAAAGUUUUUUUUUGUGCUGCCCUGGUUCACCUCUUGACAUGACCAUUUCUUUUUCUUCAGCACCAACAAUUUUCUAGUGCGCUGUUGGUUAAUUAAUUAAUUAAUUGAAAUUGUUUUUGGGCACAUCGGAAGAGGUAAAAUUGUAGCAUACUAAAAAGGUUACAUUUCAUUAUAUUGUGACAUUUUU
This is a messenger RNA of Cuscuta epithymum, 1541 nucleotides long. The record is from the annotation of a GenBank genome assembly. NCBI's taxonomy places the organism in Eukaryota, Viridiplantae, Streptophyta, Magnoliopsida, Solanales, Convolvulaceae.